Molecule: messenger RNA, 2944 nt
Organism: Misgurnus anguillicaudatus (oriental weatherfish)
Lineage: Eukaryota; Metazoa; Chordata; Actinopteri; Cypriniformes; Cobitidae
Gene: klhl38b
Product: kelch-like family member 38b
Molecular function (GO): protein binding
Source: RefSeq, a predicted model, not a curated record
UCAGAGGCCUCUCGAAGGAUUUCAGGACAACAAAUAACAUAUCAUGCUCGCUCCGGUCUCUAUAAACAUCCACCUGCUAAACUCAAGAAACACAGAACUUUCAGAAGUGAAGAGUUUUAGAGUGGCAGCGUUUAGAGUCUGAUUGAAGUUGAAUGAUACACAACUAGUAGUGGGAUCCUUAAGUAUGUGCAUCAAGUCAGCCGAGACAAGCUUAGAUGGUCCAAUAUCAGAUGUUCUGCACUAUAAGGACAAAGAAUUAAUCUCCACCCUCCCCCUGCAGCUGAACAACUUGCGAAAGAAGCAACUUUUUACCGAUGUCAUCCUUUGCUCCGAGGGAAAGGGGAUUCCAUGUCACCGGAAUGUUCUGGUGUCCAGCAGCCCUUACUUUUACGCUAUGUUUUGCAGCAGCUUCCUUGAGAGCCAGAAGACCCGGAUAGACCUGCAAGCGGUUCCUUAUGACAUCCUUGCAAGUAUCGUGGACUACGUUUACACGGGGUCCAUCAGCAUCACCAUGGAGCUGGUUCUUCCUCUAAUGGAAGCUGCCUCUAUGCUUCAGUAUGUUAGACUUUUCGAGGCCUGCUCGACGUUCCUUCAAGGUCAGCUCAGUUCAGACAACUGCCUGAGCAUGAUGCGUCUUUCCGAAAUCCUGCACUGUUCAAGCUUGCAGGAGAAAGCAAGAGAGUUGGCGAUGAGGAGCUUCUCGGAUGUGGUGGUCUCGGAGGACUUCUGUGAACUUUCGCUACCUGAACUGGUGAGCUACCUGGAGGACGACAGACUGUGCGUGGAGGAGGAGCAGGUAUUCGAGACCCUUCUGGCUUGGAUCCACCACGAACCGUUCUCUAGAUGCGGCACCAUUCACGACUUGUUCAGUCGUGUGAGGUUGAGAUACAUCCACCCGUCCUAUCUUUUUCAGUUCAUUGCCAGUGACCCUCUCGUCCAGUCCUCUACCUUGUGCACAGACAUAAUCGAAUCUGUUCGCCGUCUACUGUUUUCUGUCGGGACCUUGUGUCCCGGUGACCUGGAGCCUCUUUGGGCGGCACCACGGCGGCAGAACUGUAAGGAGGCGAUUGUUGUGGUGGGAGGGCGUAAGAACGGUGAGCGGACGUCUCGUGAUGCAAUGCUCUAUGAUGAGCAAAACCGGUGCUGGCAGUGGCUGGCAAAAAUUCCAACGCGCCUCCACCGACCCUCGUACAUCAGCAUGCACAGCAUCCUUUAUGUGCUGGGGGGCUUAACCACGAGUGCAGGAGGAAAGUGCACACCUAGCAACACCGUGUACACACUUUCACUUAAAACAAACCAGUGGAGAAUUGGAGAACCCAUGCUGAUGCCAAGAUACGCCCAUCAGAGCAUCUCGUACCUGCAUUUUAUUUUCGUACUGGGUGGAUUGACAGCUGACGGUCAGAUAUCCAAUCAGGUAGAGCGAUAUGACACCAUGUUCAACCAGUGGGAGGCAAUGGCCCCUAUUCCCACUGCAGUUCUGCACCCAGCUGUGGCCGCACAUGACCAGAGAAUAUACGUGUUCGGAGGGGAAGACGCCAUGCAAAAACCGGUUCGAAUGAUCCAGAUUUACCACAUCGGAAGAAAUCUGUGGUGUCGAGUGGAGAACAGAACAGUGAAGAAUGUUUGUGCACCAGCUGCAGUAAUUGAUGAUAAAAUCUACAUUGUAGGAGGCUAUACAAGACGAAUGAUAGCGUAUGAUGUUAAAAGCAACAGGUUUGAAAAAUGUGAAAAUAUGAAGGCAAGGAAGAUGCAUCACUCUGCUACUGUUGUACAUAACAAGCUGUAUGUCACAGGAGGACGGUUCAUUAAUAACCAAGACAAUAUAGAAGACUCAGACAGUUUUGACUGCUAUGACCCAAAAACAGAUUCAUGGGUAUCAAUGGGAACGUUACCAUUCAAGCUAUUUGACCAUGGUUCAGUACCCUUGGUCUAUCUCUCUGACAAGUCUCUGCCUACAUAAAUGUAUUAAAGAUUUCAAUCUUUGACAUGGCCUUAGUAUUAAAGAUGUGAUGGUUAUAAUUUCAUAGAAUGUUCUUUACAUUAUGUAGGAUGAUUUUAUGUAGAAACUGUAAAUCGCCAAAAACUGGCUUUAGCUGGGUUUUCACAGAGUCACAAAUAUGAAUGUCAGUCUGUAACCACUAACAUUCAAACUGAGACAUGUUCUCCAUUUUCAAGGAGUUUAAGUUUAAAAGAAACAUGGUUGCACAUAUUGCCUUUUAAAGGUGCAGUGUGUAAAUUUUAGCGGCAUCUAGUGGUGAGGUUGUGAAUUGCAACCGACGGCUCAGUCCACUGCUCACCCCUCGCUUUUGAAACGCAUAGAGAAACUAUGGUAGCCGCCACCGGAACAUGUCAUCAACGGAGACAACUUAGUAAAAAAGUUUGUCCGUUAAGGGCUUCUGUAGAAUCAUGGCGGCACAAAAUGGCGACUUCCAUGUAAGGGGACCCUCGGUGCAUGUAGAUAAAAACGUCUCAUUCUAAGGUAAUAAAAACAUAAUGGUUCAUUAUAAAAAGGUCUUUAUACACCCCUGAUAAUAUUAUUUUGCAUUCUGUCAAGAGAUCCUUUUACAAAUUACACACUGCACCUUUAAAUGUGUGUGUUUUCUGCUACAGAUAUAUUUCAGAUGAAACACUGUCUUUGAAGCACUUCAGACUAAUAUGAGUAGCGCACUUUAAGUGUACAUGUGCACUUUUAUUUAAAGACAUUCCUUCAUUUUGUAAAUGUAUUAUUUAUUCACAUUUUUUACAAAGCAAUAGUUACAUUUGUUAAAAUUUAAUUCAAUAAUAUGCAACUUUUUACUAUUAAAUGUUUCCAAGAAAAGAGUCAAACAUAACAAAUUAGUAGAUUUAGAUUAUUUGCAAACAAUUUUAUAGCUGAUAAAAAAUGUUUUUUCUUGUUAUUACUUCGUAUAACCAUUUGUUGUAUUGUUCUGAUUCUUUAAAUUAC